AUGAAUUAUCUUAUACUAUUCUACUUGGUUGUCUGUUUUGCUCAUUCGGAUGUCUGGAAUAUUAAAUUACCAUCCUAAGUCAAGUUACUAUAAAAGUUAAGAGAAAAACGUAAUGACAGAAAGCUUGAGGAUGUGAAAACUUAAUGGGAAUCAAUAAGAAUACAUUUUGAAUUCUUGGAAUCUCCACCUUCUGAAGUUUAAGAAUAAACUAAUACAGUACUAAAUAUCGUUAAGACAUUUUUUGGAAGAUUUAUCUUGGUUAAGAGACAAACUGGAAAUUUAGAAUGGAAAUCAAGCUAUGAAACUGAUUGGCAAAUACUGACUAUUCCUGCUUCACUCCAAAAAAGUUAUGAUGCUGACUUGGUAGAUAUCCAGAAUAUAAUUAGGUAUUCUUUGUGGGUUAAGAGGAUAAUCAAAACGUAGAAUACAUAGCAAGGGCAGCUCCUGUAAUCUUUGAUGAAACGACAGGAAGACCAAUUUUUGGAAUUAUGCAAAUGAACAAUUACUACAUGAAAGAAUUUUAGGUAUCAAAACAAUUACAAUUUAAAGGGAACAGAUGCAAAAUUUGAAGCUGCAGUUCAAGUGGUACUACAUGAAUCCAUUCAUGGUUUGGGAUUCACUGAUAAUCUCUAUACAAACUAUUAUAAUAGUUCGAGUAAUGAGAAAUACGACUUUACAGUUUAUUAAAGAGUGAAUUAGCAAAUUGAUUUGCCUACUCCAAGAUUGACUCAGUUAGCUGAGAAUCAUUUUGGAUGCUCUAAAGUAGUGGGAGGAACUGUAUUAAAUCUUAUUCAUAAUUAGAUGGAAGAUCAGAAGGGAGGAGGAACAGCAGGAUCACAUUUAGAGAGAUCAAUCUUCUAUAAUGAACUAAUGACAGGUGCAUUGAUGACUGGCAAUUCCCUCUUUACUGAAUUUACAUUUGGUCUUUUAGAAGAUACAGGGUAUAAAUAUGUAAUUUGACUUCAGAUUUUAUCGAGUGACCAAGCAUAUUUCAGAUAUACAAUUGUGGGGAAAGGAUAAGGGAUGCGAUUUUUAUAAGAAUUAAUGCUUUUCUGACUAAUAAUACAAAGAAUUCUGUACUGAUCCUUAUGAUGACACUGACCAAUCAGAUAAUCCAUUAAACCAUUUAUCCUGCUCUUAUACACACACUGGAAUAGGAAUUUGUAUGAAUGAUGGACUAGUAGAAUGUCCUUAUUAUUAUGUGAUUCCAGAUUUAGAUUGCAGAGAUGCAGCUAACUAUAAUUAGACCUUAUUUUCAGGAUCCAACUUUUAUUUUGGAUAUGAUAGUAUGUGCAUAGAAGGGGGUUUGGUAAGUGCAAUAAAACAAGCCAUUAACAUUGGAUUUAGUUGUUAUUAGUACUCUUGUGAUGAGAAUAAUUCAUUAACCAUCAUUGUUGAUGGAGUUAAAUAUGAUUGCAGUGUUGGAGGUUCAUCUCCAAGUUAUGACACUGAACAAUAUAAGUCAGGCAUUGUUUGUCCCGAUAAUCCAAUGGAAUUAUGCAAAUCAGCUAGCGAAUGCCCAAAUUAGUGUAAUAAAAAGGGAUUUUGUUUAGGAGGAGUGGUAAAUAUACUUAAAUUUUAAUAUUUUAGUGCACUUGUAUAGCUGGUUAUUCAGGAAGAGCAUGUGAAAAAAGUUGCACUACUUAUAGAGACGGUAUUGAAUGUGUUUAGAGUUGUUCAUCAAAUACAUUUGCAGAUGAAUCGACAAUGUAUUGUAUAGGUUGUCCUGCAAAUUGUGCCACUUGUUCAGCAAAGGAUGUAUGUACCGAGUGUGAGGAUACUUAUCUAUUGGUUGGAGGAUUUUGUUAACCUCUACCAACUUAUUCAUUAAUUUUAGUAACCAGCAUCAUAGCCUUAUUUUUAGCCUUAUGA
This is a messenger RNA of Paramecium octaurelia, 1872 nucleotides long. Lineage: Eukaryota; Ciliophora; Oligohymenophorea; Peniculida; Parameciidae. The record is from the annotation of a GenBank genome assembly.